This is a messenger RNA of Puntigrus tetrazona (Sumatra barb), 1699 nucleotides long. RefSeq lists its product as uncharacterized. Lineage: Eukaryota; Metazoa; Chordata; Actinopteri; Cypriniformes; Cyprinidae. The transcript has 7 exons. The record is from RefSeq and is a predicted model, not a curated record. Bases 1 to 1479 code for a protein of 492 amino acids.
AUGAUUCUGAAGUUAGCCAAGCUAGCGUUUGAACAGCUGAAGCAGGAAAACAUUGUGUUCUGUGAGAAAGAUCUGAAAGCAUGUGGUAUUGAUGUGAGUAAAGAUGCUGAGUUCACAGGAAUGAUCGCUGAGAUCUUUAAGAAGGAAGUUGGACUUUAUAAGACAAAGAUCUUCUGCUUUGUGCAUCUGAGCGUUCAAGAGUUCCUCGCUGCAGUGCAUGUUCAAAAUCUGCUGAAAGGCCUGAUCACACACCCUGAAGACACUACAGAGAGCAUCAGAAAUCUAAGUGCCCACAUUAAAGAAUUACAACAACAGGACAUCUCAGAUGAAGCUUCAGUCAACCUGUUCUACUGCUUACUUGAGCUCAAGGAUAAUUCAUUAUAUGAGGAAAUCCAGAGUUACCUCAGUUCAAAUGAACAUCCAGGAAGAGAUCUCUCAUCUUCAAUGUGCACAGUGUUGACCUACAUACUACUGAUGUCAGAGAAGGUGCUGGAUGAGUUCAACCCAAAGAGGUUCACAUCAGAACAAUCAGACUACAAGAGACUCAUUCCAGCUGGUGUGUUUUUCACACUGGAUCCAAACACAGCAGACACUCGUCUCAUUCUGUCUGAGGAGAACAGAAAGGUGAAGUGGGUGUCUCAGUCUCAGUCGUAUCCUGAUCAUCCAGACAGAUUUGAUGGUGUGUAUCAGCUUCUUCCUCGUAGCCUCAGCACUGCUCUAAACAGGAAGAACCUUGCUGAGAAAAAGAAAGUGAAAGCAGAUUAUGUUUUACAUGCGACGUUUACACUUGAUCAGUCAGUGUUGAAGAUCAAACUGUUCAGAUCCAUCAUGAAUGAAACACAAACAUCUGGAGAUGAAGAGUAUUCUCCAGCCUGCAGCUCAGUUCAUCAGAAGAGAUCAGAAGCAGAGCCCAGCUGUGUGUCUAUGAAGAGUGACUGGUCUAUGGAUCCGCCAAUGAAGUUUAAGAGUGAAGAUUCACAGCCUGGACUCGGUUCAGUUCAUCAGAGGAGAUCAGAAGCAGAGUCCAGCUGUGUGUCUAUGAAGAGAGAGACAUCUGUGAUUCAGUCUUUAGAUUUUAAGAGAGGAGUCCUCGACACACUUAGAUCAAAUCUGCUGAAGAAGUUUGAGUGUCUGUGUGAGGGAGCAGCGACGCAGAGAAACCCAACACUGCUGAAUGAGAUCUACACAGAGCUCUACAUCACAGAGAGUGAGAGAGGAGAGAUCAAUAAUGAGCAUGAGGUGAGACAGAUUGAGACACAAUCCAGGAGAGAAGCAACAGAGGACACAGCCAUCAAAUGCAGUGACAUCUUCAGACCUUUACCUGGACAAGACAAAGACAUCAGAACUGUGCUGACAAAGGAGUCGCUGGCAUUGGAAAAACAGUCUCUGUGCAGAAGUUCAUCCUGGACUGGGCCGAAGGGAAAGAGAAUCAGGACGCCCAGCUCAUAUUUCCACUUCCUUUCAGAGAAAUCAACUUGAUGAAGGACAAAACACCCAGUCUUUCAGAUCUUCUUCACGUCUUCUUCCCUGAAACUAAAGAAAUGGAAAUAUCCAGCAAUGAAUAUAAAGUGUUGUUCAUCUUUGAUGGUCUGGACGAGUGUCGUCUGUCUCUGGACUUUAAGAGUAAAGUGAAUCUGUGUACUAUAUCUGAGUCAGCCUCAGUGGAUGUGCUGCUGAUGAACCUGAUUGUGGGGAAUCU